Molecule: messenger RNA, 2037 nt
Organism: Bombina bombina (fire-bellied toad)
Lineage: Eukaryota; Metazoa; Chordata; Amphibia; Anura; Bombinatoridae
Gene: PELI2
Product: pellino E3 ubiquitin protein ligase family member 2
Exons: 6
Coding region: 475-1764 (429 amino acids)
Biological process (GO): protein polyubiquitination; regulation of Toll signaling pathway
Molecular function (GO): ubiquitin protein ligase activity; protein binding
Source: RefSeq, a predicted model, not a curated record
ACUGGCGGUGGGAGGAGAAGGAGGCGGGCGGAUGGUCAUUUGGCUGCCUCGCAGUUAAGCUUCAGCUGCUUUAGUGAGGGGGGAAACAGAGCCUGGAGUAGAGGCGGCGGCACCCGGACUGGAGUUUGUGCGGCGCUCUGGUAACGGGAAGCUGAGAGAGGCCGUGAUAACCUGGGAAUAACGUGACCGGAGCUCACAGCCUGUUGGUAACAACGUGACAGGAGCAGCGCGAGACCUUGGUGACAGGAGUGACGCCACCUCGGAGCAUUGUGACCUGGGAAACCUGCUUGUUGCUCAGAUACCCCCGGGAUCUUGUCCGAUCAGUCUGCGGUUCUUAUAAGACCUGCUCCGUUUUCUUGUUGCCUCCGGCCUGCAGUGUUCCUCUCCGGACACCCUGCGUCACAUUCUCUUUAUGAGCCCGCAUGGAGUAGCGCUGUGGGCGGCGGCGGGGCAGGAGCGGAUUCCCGGGAUUAUAUGUGUCACAGGCCGGGAUUAUUGUUCUCCAUGUUUUCUCCUAGUCAGGAGGAGCACUGCGCACCUAACAAGGAGCCCAUCAAAUACGGAGAGCUGGUGGUGCUGGGGUACAAUGGCUGCCUCCCCAAUGGAGACAGAGGAAGAAGGAAAAGCAGGUUUGCACUUUAUAAACGUCCCAGAUCUAACGGAGUUCGAGCCAGCACAGUGCAUGUGAUUUCCACUCCACAGGACUCCAAGCAGGCAGUCAGCAGCAGAACUCACAGCAUCUCUUUUACCUUGUCCAGAAGUCAGACGGUUGUGGUGGAAUAUGCUCACGACAAGGACACGGAUAUGUUUCAGAUUGGAAGGUCAACAGAGAGCCCCAUAGACUUUGUAGUGACAGACACCAUUUCUGGUAACCAGCACGAUGAGACACAGAUCACUCAGAGCACCAUUUCCAGGUUUGCAUGCAGGAUUGUUUGUGAUAGGAAUGCACCAUACACUGCCAGAAUCUACGCUGCAGGAUUUGACUCCUCUAAAAAUAUUUUCCUUGGUGAGAAAGCUGCCAAGUGGAAGAACCCAGACGGUCACAUGGAUGGACUGACCACCAAUGGUGUUCUGGUAAUGCACCCAAAGGGAGGCUUUACUGAAGAGUCAAAACCUGGGGUAUGGCGGGAGAUUUCAGUGUGUGGCGAUGUUUACACGUUACGGGAAACCAGAUCAGCUCAACAAAGAGGAAAACUUGUGGAAAAUGAAAGCAACAUACUUCAGGAUGGGUCCCUUGUGGAUUUGUGUGGUGCCACUCUACUAUGGAGAACAGCGGAUGGUUUGUUUCAUACGCCAACUCAAAAACACAUUGAAGCUCUGCGACAAGAGAUAAAUGCUGCCAGGCCUCAGUGUCCUGUUGGAUUAAAUACUUUAGUUUUUCCCAGUGUCAAUCACAAAGAUGUUGUAGACGAGAAGCAGCCCUGGGCUUACCUCACUUGUGGUCAUGUGCAUGGCUACCAUAACUGGGGCCAUCGUAGUGAUACGGAAGCAAAUGAACGAGAAUGUCCUAUGUGCAGAACAGUUGGCCCUUAUGUGCCUCUCUGGCUUGGCUGUGAAGCUGGAUUUUAUGUGGAUGCUGGACCUCCCACCUAUGCAUUCAUUCCUUGUGGACACGUCUGCUCUGAAAAAUCUGCUAAAUACUGGUCUCAGAUCCCUCUUCCUCACGGUACACAUGCAUUUCAUGCUGCCUGCCCGUUCUGCGCAACACAGCUUACAGGGGAGGAGAGCUAUGUCAAACUCAUUUUCCAGGGGCCUGUGGACUGAAGGGUAUUUGUAACAGGCAUAAAGUUUUAUUAAGAAAAUAAAAAAUAUAAAAAAAAUACUGUGAAUUUUUCACCUGUUAUAUAUAUAUAAAAAAAUACCUUUUUCUAUAAUUUUAUUAAUGGGUAGAACACAGGUUGUCAAUUACUCCAGUGCCCCGAAACUGGGUAGAUGUCAGUGCUUUGGCAUGCAUACCAGCAGCUUAUCCAUGGAAGUCCUUUUCUGUCCAAAUAAUUGUUUGUAAAUCACUUUUAAUACAAACCCUUUAUUUUAAAA